Ochlerotatus camptorhynchus is the source of this 657-nucleotide messenger RNA. RefSeq lists its product as uncharacterized. The record is from RefSeq and is a predicted model, not a curated record. NCBI's taxonomy places the organism in Eukaryota, Metazoa, Arthropoda, Insecta, Diptera, Culicidae. The coding region runs from base 1 to 657 and encodes 218 amino acids. The transcript has a single exon.
AUGGGCGGUGCGUGGGAGCGUCUCGUUCAGUCGGUCAAAGUAGCAAUGGGUGUGGCUUAUUCGGACGGAAAGUUGGAUGAGGAAGGAUUGCAAACUCUGGUCGUGGAAGCGGAAGGCAUAGUAAACUCUAGACCAUUGACAUAUCUGCCUCUCGAUGCUGAAGAUUCGGAAGCACUAACCCCAAACCACUUCCUGCUGGGAAAUUCAACUGGGGUUAAGCAGCCUGCGGUUACCAUCAAGGAUCACGCUGGGUUCCAGCGAGAAACGUGGCGGCAGAUUCAACGCCAGAUCGAUGUUUUCUGGCAACGAUGGCUAAAGGAAUACUUGCCGGUAAUCCGCCGACAAACCAAAUGGUUCAGCGAAGUUCGUGCCAUGCGUGAGGGUGACCUGGUGAUGAUAGCCGAAGAUGGCGUUCGUAAUGGAUGGGUGAGGGGACGCGUAGAUAGAGUGAUCCAGGACAAGGAAGGAAGAGUUCGACAAGCCUUUGUUAGGACAUCCAGUGGUAUGCUGCGGCGCCCAGCGUCCAAACUUGCUGUUUUGGACGUAGGCAACGAUUCUAGUACAGUCUUGGGAGAUGCCAAGAUGCACCCGGGGGAGGAUGUCACCGCAGCAGCUGAAUCGGCAACCCUGCCGAGUGUAGAAGCCCUGCGGGAAUGA